Molecule: messenger RNA, 4079 nt
Organism: Camarhynchus parvulus
Lineage: Eukaryota; Metazoa; Chordata; Aves; Passeriformes; Thraupidae
Gene: MELTF
Product: melanotransferrin
Exons: 15
Coding region: 525-2738 (737 amino acids)
Biological process (GO): iron ion transport
Cellular component (GO): early endosome; extracellular region; plasma membrane
Source: RefSeq, a predicted model, not a curated record
UGUAAGAGCCUGGGCUUCUGAUGAUGGCUUUAAGCAAUUUGUGACAAUGCUGAGAAUGUGGCAUCAAGUAACUGUCUACUCUGCCAGAUAAACUGCUUACCUUGAAUCUCCUCCUGCUCUCUGAGCCCCAGCUAUAGGGAAUGCACGGAUCUCAGUGAGGAUGUGGUUCAACAGCCCUGCCCCACCCCUGUGUGCCGGUGUGAAGCCGUUUAUUGAAUGAACUCUGUGGGUGGUGCCAAGGCAGUAGCGACCUCAUUGGUGCCUCAGAAAUGUUGCAAUUUCCAGGUCUGAUGUUUUUUUCCAAGUGUACAGGCAGUGUGAGGAGAGGAAUGCUUUCUUUUCCUGUGGUUAUUACGAGGUGACGCCUGCCGAGGUGAGCAGGGCUUGUUGUUGAACAGAGUGCAUCAGCAAGUGGAUGCAGCUGAUUUUCACCUAAGACCAGGCUGGAGAGAGCACUCUUGCAGGAGCCUUGAUCUCUGGGAGUUCUGAAGGCUGAAAAAAUCGCAGAUCACAAAAUUUUCACCAUGAAGAGCUCCAGAAGCGUUUUCUAUCUUCUCUUCUUUCAUGCUGCUCUCGGCCUGGAGCGAGUCCGGUGGUGCACGGUGUCUGAACCAGAACUUUCCAAGUGUAAUGACAUGAGCAAGGCCUUCAGUGAGGCUGGCAUCCUUCCCCCUCUGGAGUGUACAGCAGGGGAGUCAGCUGCUAACUGUACCCAGAUGAUCAAGGAUGCCUUGGCAGAUGCAGUGACCCUGGAUGGCCGUUGGAUUUUCCAGGCUGGAAGGGAGCAUGGUCUGAAACCUGUGGUUGGGGAAGUAUAUGAUCAAGAGAUUGGAACUUCCUAUUAUGCUGUGGCUGUGGUAAAGAGAAGCUCCAACAUCACCAUGAGGAGCUUGAAGGGAGCACGCUCCUGUCACACCGGCAUCAACAGGACUGCGGGCUGGGCCGUGCCCGUGGGGUACCUCACUGACACCGGGCACCUGGCACCAAUGGGCUGUGACCUUCCACAAGCUGUAAGUGACUAUUUCAAUGCAAGCUGUGUUCCUGGAGCAAAUGGUGUGAACUAUCCCAAAUCCCUCUGUCAGCUCUGCAAAGGGGACUCAGAAGGACAGAACAAAUGUGAACUAAAUUCCCAAGAGCAAUACUAUGACUACAGUGGGGCUUUCAGGUGUUUGGCUGAAAAUGCUGGAGAGGUUGCUUUUGUGAAGCACAGCACAGUGCCUGAAUAUACAGAUGGGAGAAGCCUUUCCUCCUGGGCCCAGCGGCUGCGCUCCCGGGACUUCCAGCUGCUGUGUAGGGAUGGCAGCAGGGCUGAUGUGACAGAGUGGAGGAGCUGCCACCUGGCCAGAGUCCCUGCUCGGGCUGUGGUUGUGCGGCCUGACACAGAUGGGACAGUUCUCUUCCAGCUCCUCAACCAGGGACAACAAAGAUUUAAUGGGGUGGGUGCCAAGUUUCAGAUGUUCGACUCUGCGGUCUACGGCGCCCAGAAUCUUCUCUUCCGAGAUGCCACCACAGAGCUUGUUGCAAUCACAGCUCAGAAUUACCAGGCAUGGCUGGGUGAUGAGUAUCUUCAUGCCAUGCAAGCUCUGAGCUGCAACCCCAGUACAAUGCCAGAAAGCCUGAACUGGUGUGUUGUGUCCACUGAGGAGAUUUGGAAAUGUGGUGAAAUGGCUGUUGCCUUUAGAAAAAAGAAUUUGAAGCCAGCAAUUCAGUGUAUUUCAGCCAAGACAAAGGAAGAGUGCAUGGAGCUGAUCCAGAAAAAGGAAAGUGAUGCUGUAGUUCUGGGUGGAGCUGAUAUUUACACAGCUGGGAAGACCUAUGGCCUUGUGCCAGCUGCUGGAGAAAGUUACUCUGCUGAUGACAGCAGCAAUGCAUACUAUGCUGUGGUGUUAGUGAAACGAAAUGCGUCCAAUGCAUUCACCAUCAGUGACCUGAGAGGGAAGAAGUCCUGCCACACAGGACUGGGGAGAAAUGCUGGAUGGAAUAUUCCCAUUGGUGUACUAAUUAAGAGGGGGAUUAUUAAGAACAGAGACUGUAAUAUUCCUCAAGCUGUGAGUGAGUUUUUCUCUGCCAGCUGUGUCCCUUCAGCUGAGCAGGACAAUUACCCAGCAAAGCUCUGUCAGCUGUGUAUUGGGGAUGAGAGUGGAAACAACAAAUGCAGUGCAAGUAGCCAAGAACGUUACUACAGCUACAGUGGAGCCUUCAGGUGCCUGGUAGAGGAUUCUGGGGAUGUGGCCUUUGUGAAGCACUCUACAGUGUUUGAGAACACAGAUGGUAAAAACACUGCUAGUUGGGCCCAAAAGUUGAAGUCCAGUGAUUUCCAGUUACUGUGUCCAAAUGGUGCCCGUGCUGAAGUCACCCAGUUUGCCAAUUGUCACUUGGCUCAGGUGCCAGCUCAGGCUGUUAUGGUUCACCCAGAUGUCAAUGGUUUUGCUCUAUAUGGACUGCUGGACAGAGCCCAGGUCUACUUUGGAAAUAGCAGCAAUGGAAAUGGAUUCAAAAUGUUUGAUUCUUCAGCUUUUCAAGGAAAAGACUUGAUUUUUAAGGAUUCUGCUGUUGAGAUUGUGCCAGUGAAAGAGAGGAGAACAUACACAGAAUGGCUGGGGAGUGAAUAUAUUGAGUCCCUUGAAGGGAUGCAAACACCCCAGUGCUCUGGGGCAGGUAAUAAGAUAACACAGUACUCACUCAUGGCUACUGUCAUUCCCCUGCUUGCUCUGUGUCAGAUACAAGGCUUGGACUAGCAUGGUUCAAGUGGGAACUUCCUGGCCACCUCUGUCCUGCCACCUUCUCUUCAGAAAAGCUGCUGUCUGGAUAACAUGCUGUUGCUACCAUGUGAAUGCCUCUUCCUGCCUCUUUGCAGGGCAAGUGCCAACAGCAUCUGCUCAUCAGGGAGUGGGGUAGGGCUGGAAGCUGCCCCUGUCUGUGUGGAUGGGGUGGAAUUUGGGGCAGAAACCAGAAAUACAGUAUCAAUGUGGUUUACAAGAUCAGUCUCAAACCUGGAGCAUCUCUGCCAUUGUUGCUGAUAUUGAACCACCCAGGAUUUCCAAGAACUGUUAGAUGGAUUCUGGGUUCUGACCUGUAGAAGAAUUUAUUUGAAGGCAAUAUCAAAACUCUUGUCUAGUGAAUUCUCUCUCUAGUGGCCUCCUGGCUGGCUGUGCUCAGACUCCACAUCCCUGCUUUACCCAUCCCACUCUGUUUCUCCUGAGCUCUGCUGCCACAGAGUGCACAGAGAAUGGACAGGCUGUGAACAGAAGCCAGUCCAGAUUCUGCCAUGGACAAAGUCUUCUACCUUCCAGCAGAAGAAAGUAGGGGAAAUUUCCGAAGUCACUGGAUGACAAAGAAGCCCAGAGAGACUGGAAGGGUGAUUACCCUUUGACAGAGAAAAGAACAAAGCUAAACGUGAGCAUCCACUGAGCUUAUUGACUUUCCACACCCAGUUCUCUCAUGGCUGGCCGGAGAUGUCCUGUGAUCUUUAGUUUGAUGCAGCCUUCAUCAAGAACCUCAUGAGUCCUCCUUCCACGGGGGGCAUUCCUGAGUGCCUUGUGCAUGAAAUUUGUAUUUGCUGUAGGUGAAACAAAGUACUUCACUUCUGAGUAGCCAUUUCUACUGGCUGUAGUAUUCAGGUUUUAUUGUUAUCCAUAGCUGCACUAUUCGCAGAUGUUGCUGUGCUGCUGGCAGGCACUGCCCCCCUGACUAUAGAGACCACCUCAUGAUCCUGGGAUGAACAGUUAUGUAGUGUAAUAAAAACCUGGUAAAGCCAGACAGCAAUCACAUAAAUAAGUGAAAAUAGCAAUUAAACAUGAAAACUUUAAUCACACUUUAACCAGCCUGGUAGCUAAACCUCUGCUUUUUUGGGAUAUGAACAUUUGCCUUCCCCUUUCACUGCCCACUGUUCAUUGCUCCCAGUUCCUGGGGCUGGAGUGGGACACGGACUGAUCCCAGUCCUGGCUGUGCCCGGUGGGGUGAGUGUGUGUGCAGGGAGCUGUGACACUGUGCCUGGCACUCAAACCCAUGGCUGUGGGCAAGCUGUGCCCAGCUGCAGCCCCCACUGUGUUUCUUCUCCUUAUGCUUUUGGUCAGUCG